UCUCAAAAAAACAAAAUUUUAUAAAUCCAAUUGAAUAUAUUUUCUAAUUCAAAAUUUUAAAAUAGUGAAUAAACUAAUAGAUCGGCAUUUUUUUAAAAAUGUGGCUGUAGUUUUUUGUACACUUCACCUAAAAAUUUUCUUACUGUUUUUUACUUUCUAAAAAUAGAAAAAAAUUAAUUACAAAAGAGAGAAAAGUCAACAUUUUACAAAAAAAAAAAUUCAAUUUUGAAAAAAAUUCAGAUUAGGUUAAAAAAUGAAUUGGGAAAAAUUCCGUGAAACUGGGUGCCCAGACGACACCACAAUGUCGUCUUCUCCGAUCUCGUCAGAGACGACGGCUGUAUCCAAAGAAAUCGAUCCAAAUUACGUAUUAAUGGUUGCUGAUUUCUUCAAAGCUAUUUCCCCAGACUCCUCUUGCAACGAUUUCACCUCUUUCGAUUCUUUCUCUGUCUUAUUUCAAAGCAACACCAGAGCUCUCUCCAUCUCACGCGGCCGUGUCUCGUGCUCCGUCAUCGUCACGCCAGGCAUAGCCAAUUUCUUUAAUGGGUUACAUGGAGGAGCAGUGGCAUCAAUUGCAGAGAGAGUAGCGAUGGCUUGUGUGAAAACUGUUGUGUCUGAAGACAAACAGCUGUUCCUUGGUGAAUUGAGUAUGUCUUAUCUCUCUUCUGCUUCUAUUUCGAGUGAAUUGGUUGUGGAGGGAUCGGUGGUGAGGACUGGGAGGAAUCUGUCGGUGGUGACUGUUGAGUUCAAGAUCAAGGAGACCAUGAAAGUCACUUACCUAUCUCGUGCUACUUUUUACCAUUCUCUCAUCUCAAAGCUUUAAGCUUUUUGACAUGCUCAGAGAUCUUAAAAUCAGAGCUUUUGUUGAUUCUUUUUACAUUCUUCUAUUCAAUAAAACAAGAUUCUGUAUACA
This is a messenger RNA of Arabidopsis lyrata subsp. lyrata, 910 nucleotides long. RefSeq lists its product as uncharacterized. Gene Ontology annotation, molecular function: fatty acyl-CoA hydrolase activity. The record is from RefSeq and is a predicted model, not a curated record. The transcript has 3 exons. Lineage: Eukaryota; Viridiplantae; Streptophyta; Magnoliopsida; Brassicales; Brassicaceae. The coding region runs from base 254 to 820 and encodes 188 amino acids.